AUGAACUCCAUCCAUUGCUAUAAAAUAAACGCCACUUUCCCUCUCCAUUUUCAGUAAUCUCUCUCUCUCUCUCAUCUUCUCUGGUCUCUGUUUCUACGGUUCCUCAAUCCUAAAAAACUUUUUCAAAAAAUAUAUAAUUACACGUACGAUGGAGAAGCGUAGCUCUAUUAAGAACAGAGGAGUACUUAGGUUACCACCAGGGUUCCGAUUUCACCCGACCGACGAAGAGCUAGUUGUUCAAUAUCUGCGUAGGAAAGUUACCGGUUUACCCUUACCGGCUUCUGUUAUACCGGAAACCGAUGUUUGUAAAUCCGAUCCCUGGGAUUUACCUGGUGAUUGUGAUUCAGAGAGGUAUUUUUUUAGCACAAAGGAAGCUAAAUACCCGAACGGAAACAGGUCGAACCGAUCAACCGGUUCGGGUUAUUGGAAAGCGACGGGUAUCGAUAAGCAAAUCGGGAAGAAGAAGCUUGUCGUGGGGAUGAAGAAAACUCUUGUUUUCUACAAAGGUAAACCACCUAACGGGACAAGAACCAAUUGGGUUCUUCACGAAUACCGUCUUGUUGAUUCCCAACUAGACUCAUCAUAUAACAUGAAUUGGGUUCUGUGCAGAGUGUUCUUGAAGAAGAGAAGCAAUAGUAACAAGAGGAAAGAAGAAGAAGAAGAGCGAGACGAGUUGGAGAACGAGAAAGAGACAGAGAUAGAGGAGAAUAAGAAGAGUCGUAGUACUAGUACUUGUCCCAUUUUUUAUGACUUUAUGAGGAAAGAAGAUAAGAAGAAGAGAAGAAGAAGAAGAUGCUGUGAUUUGAAUUUGGCUCCUGCUGCGUCGUCGUGUUGUUGUUGUUUUUGUUCUUCUUCAGGGUCUUCGUCGUCUGUUUGCUCAAGUGCUCUAACUCAGACAUCUUCUAAUGAUACUCAUAAUUAUCAUGAAGAAAUCACUUGUCGGGAAAAUAAGUUUUGUUUGUUUCUCUAAAAACCUCAACAAACAAUUUUAGAAGUACAAGUUCUUCUUCUUUUCACUUUAAUUAAUUAGUUUAUGAUUGAUUACCAAGUGAUUAAUUAACAAAGCAAUCUGGACCAUA
Messenger RNA from Capsella rubella, 1079 nucleotides. Its product is annotated as NAC domain-containing protein 41. The record is from RefSeq and is a predicted model, not a curated record. The transcript is spliced from 3 exons. Bases 149 to 970 code for a protein of 273 amino acids. NCBI's taxonomy places the organism in Eukaryota, Viridiplantae, Streptophyta, Magnoliopsida, Brassicales, Brassicaceae. Gene Ontology annotation, biological process: regulation of DNA-templated transcription. Gene Ontology annotation, molecular function: DNA binding.